Culex pipiens pallens (northern house mosquito) is the source of this 3042-nucleotide messenger RNA. RefSeq names its product pyrokinin-1 receptor-like. The record is from RefSeq and is a predicted model, not a curated record. Bases 840 to 2831 code for a protein of 663 amino acids. The transcript is spliced from 8 exons. Gene Ontology annotation, molecular function: neuropeptide receptor activity. Gene Ontology annotation, cellular component: plasma membrane. Gene Ontology annotation, biological process: neuropeptide signaling pathway. NCBI's taxonomy places the organism in Eukaryota, Metazoa, Arthropoda, Insecta, Diptera, Culicidae.
CUGGCACUGGAAGUGGUUGCACGCGUCCCCGCGGAAGUGUUGUGGUGUCCUCCUUCGGGUUCUGGAAUUGGCAGAAGAAACAAGCGGUUGCGUCCUGACUUCAUUGUGGAUUAACUAGUGUGGAUUGAAGCUUGUUUGUUGCAGCCCUGUUGUAGCAGGACGAAAAUCGUCGAUCAUUUCGCCGUGGAACGAGAGAGGCAUUUCCGGUGGAUAAUAAAUUUCCCAGCUACCGGAAAACCCAUUUUCCAACCGCCCAGUGUGAGCUGGUGGAUAAUUGGUUUGAGUGCAAUUAAGUGCGCGUUUGGGCCAAGAAGAAGAAUUUAAUUGCAGAUUCGAUUGUAACGGUCGAAAUUCUGCGAGCAGUUUUUUCUUCGUCUGUGUGUGUGCCAGUGCGAAACUUGUGCAGAAAAGAGAGUGGAAAAAAUAAUUAGAGGAAAAGAAAUAAAUCAUAAAAUUCAUCUAAGAGGAAAUUUACAGCUUGUGAACAAAACGAGCGAUUAGACGUUUUAAGUAAUAGUGGAAAAAGCAUAAUAAACAAAGCAAGGAAAAAGUUUAUUGAUGUGCAUACAUUAAAGUGAAAAAAAAGAAGACACUUCCAUUAGGAUUGAACCAAUUCUGGAAAGCUUUUAACUGAUAGCAAGGAUAAGCUAAACGGCCGGCACCUGCUUCCCAGAAGGAUACAACGCAACAUCCGGAGGAGCUGAUUGAUUGUGGAUACUUUCCAGUAAGAGAGGUACAACUCGUUCACAUCAAAAAACUUAAUGUGUCAUGACGACUCCCCCGAGGUUGAGCUAGGACUUUUUGAACCACGAGGACUCAGCUUUGCAUAGCAGGUGGUCAUGAUGGAGUUGCAGCUGCCAACCGAAUUGCCAGCCCUGCUGAACCACACGCUGCACUAUCUGGACAUGGUUCGGGGAUCUUCCGGUGGAAAUGGUUCCCAAGCCGCAGCUGCCGCCCUCACCACAAACGACACCCUGCUGGAUCUGGUCGGACUGCAGCCCGUUAAUGGAACGCCCGGGGACUAUCAGCACCAUCCGGGCAUUAAGGCCGAUCCGAUUUGCAUCAUUCUACCGAUCACGAUUUUUUACUGCUUUAUCUUUGUGGCCGGAAUCGUGGGCAACCUGGCCAUUUGCAUUGUGAUUGCGAAAAAUCGCUCGAUGCACACCGCCACCAACUACUAUCUGUUCAAUUUGGCCGUGUCGGACUUUUUGCUGCUGCUGUUUGGAAUGCCCCUCGAAGUAUACGGCACGUGGUACCCCUUUCGCUACCCGUUCAAUCAGGUGGCCUGCAUCAUCACGGGGCUGCUCUCGGAGACGGCCACCAACGCGACGGUACUGACCAUAACGUCCUUCACCGUCGAACGAUACAUCGCCAUCUGUCACCCAUUUCGAUCACACACAAUGUCCAAACUGUCUCGCGCCAUCAAAUUUGUGAUUGCGAUCUGGCUGGUGGCGUUCGGAUUGGCCACUCCGCAGGCCCUCCAGUUUGGUGUGGUGGAAAAUGGCCACACGCGGCUCUGCACGUUCAAAAACCAUCACUUUGCACACGCCUUCGAGGUGUCCAGCUUCCUGUUUUUCGUCGGCCCGAUGACGGUCAUCGCCGUGCUGUACGUCCUGAUCGGAAUCAAGCUGCGGAAGAGCAAAUUGCUGCAGGGCGUCAAACGGCAAGGUCACGGAGCCGGCUGUGGUGGUGGUGGUGGCGGCGGAGGUCAUCACGGUGCAACGACGCUGGGUGGCGCCACUGCCGGUGGAGGCGGAGGUGGUGGUGGAUGCAGUGACGGGAUGACCGCUUCCGGAAUGGGUGGCCACCGGGCGGUUUCUGGCCAGACGAGGGUCAUUCGAAUGCUUGUGGCCGUCGUGGCGACGUUCUUCUUCUGCUGGGCACCGUUCCACGCCCAGCGGCUGAUGGCCGUGUACGGGAACGUCACCAACACCAACAACCAGUUCUUCUUCGACAGCUACACGGUGCUGACGUACAUUUCCGGCAUCCUGUACUUCCUGUCGACGUGUAUCAACCCGCUGCUUUACCACAUCAUGAGCCACAAGUUUCGCGAUGCUUCUAGGCGCACCCUGCGGCAGUGCUGCUGCGGCGGAUCGGACGGGAAACGCGCGGACGGCCAGACGUACAGUGCCUUGUCCCGGUACGGCAUGGCCGGCAACGGGGGCGGUUCGUUCAAACUAGCCAACAACAUGGGGUACGGAGUUGGUGCGCUUCCACCGGGUGCGGCCCGAGUCAACUCGUCGACCGAACCGCCGGGUGGCCAGUACUGCCACCAGGAGUCGGAGAUGUCGCUGCUGCGGAGUGAACCCGGCCGGUACCACCAGAAGUCGGACGCGCACUGCGUUUCAAUCAGCAGCCAGUCCACGAUCAUGACAACGCUGAGCAGCAGCGGCGGCGGCAACGGUGGCCAGAUCAACCGGUCCUCUUCGGUGGAGCGGAAGCACCCGAAUGGACGCCUGCCGGUCUGCCGGAACUCGACGAGCAGUUUUGGGUCCAGGGGUAGCGGCAAUGGACCGUCGGAGAACGGAGAGCCGGGAGGACGGUUGUCCACGAUCGCGGAAAAGCUGCGCCGUGGCACCAAGAAGGUGUUGCAGUUUAGCAAAUCUCCCGCGACGUCUCCGUCGAAGAGCGCCGGCAGUGGUACGAUGGUCCCCGCGGGUGUUACGGUUCCCGCCGAGGGCAAGCGGCGCUGGCUGCGGAAGAAGGAAAGCGUCGACAGCUGCGACACCAACACGAUAAGCAAUUCCAGCUUGAAGGAGUACGACGAGGAGGAGUUUUCCAGCGCCGAACUGGCCCGGUACAUGGCCGAGGUCAACAACGAGAUCCGUUGAGAGAUGAGUUGUUUUGGAAGUUGAGACGAGAGACAAGGUGCAACGAGUAGUACAAAUUUUGGAGGAGAGUGUGCGUUGAAAAUGGAAAGAUAUUUUUCGAAGAAUGGAACGGCUCAGGAAUUUCAGAACAAAAAUAAGCUACAGAAUCGUAUCUGUCGUAUCAGAAAGAAAUUACUUAGACAGAAAAUAUGCUGUAGUUUUAAAAAUCGAU